CCCAAGGGGGAUGUGCUGCCGCAGCCCGCCAUGAACAGCAAACCCAAAGGGAGGCCCUCCAGGUCACACUCAACGAUGUCACUGUCUGUGCGCCCGCAGCGCCGAGUCCUCAUCACCAAGAUCAAUAGGAGCCAGUCCUUCGCUGGAGUGAACUCAACAGCCGACCGGCCCUUCAGGAACCUCUCGCCCUUCACCCCCACCGUCUCCCGCAAGACUGGCUCCAGGGUCAGUAGGAUGUUCUCAAUGUCCCACAAAUCCCCACCACCCAAGGUGCCUCAGCCCAACCGCCUGGACGAGGUGUACGAAGCUCUCAAGAAGGGCCUGACAGCCUACCUGGAGGUCCACCAGCUGGAACUGGAGAAGCUCAGCACCCAGAUCCGCGAGUCCAAGAGGAAUUCACGCCUGGGCUUUCUCUACGAUCUGGAUAAGCAAGUGAAGUCAAUCGAGCGCUUCCUGUGUCGCCUGGAGUUUCACGCCAGCAAGAUAGAUGAGCUCUACGAGGCUUAUUGUAUCCAGCGGCGACUCCGCGAUGGAGCCCACAACAUGGUCAAGGCUUACAGCACGGGCUCGCCAGGCAGCCGGGAGGCACGCGAGAGCCUGGCCGAGGCCAGCAAGGGCUACAAGGAGUACACGGAGAACAUGUGUCUGUUGGAGAACGAGCUGGAGAGCCAGCUGGGCGAGUUCCAUGUCCGGAUGAAAGGACUGGCAGGCUUUGCCCGGCUCUGUGCUGGUGACCAGUAUGAGAUCUUCAUGAAGUACGGACGGCAGCGGUGGAAGCUGCGGGGGCGCAUUGAGGUGAACAGCAAGCAAGUGUGGGACAGCGAGGAAAUGGUUUUCUUGCCCCUUGUCACCGAGUUCCUCUCCAUCAAGGUGACAGAGCUAAAGAGCCUGGCCAACCAUGUUGUGGUGGGCAAUGUGUCCUGCGAGACCAAGGACCUCUUUGCAGCUCUGCCCCAGGUAGUGGCUGUGGAUAUCAACGACUUGGGCACCCUCAAACUCAGCCUGGAGGUGACCUGGAACCCCUUCGACAAGGAUGACCAGCCCUCAGCAGCCAGCACUGUCAACAAGGCCUCCACAGUGAACAAGAGGUUCUCCACCUACAACCAGAGCCCGCCUGACACGCCGUCCCUGCGGGAACAGGCUUUCUAUAGCCUGGGGCGGGAGGACGACAAGCAUGGUUGGUCCUUGCUGGACAUCUUUCGGGAGACACUCUUCGAGAAGCUGUCUCAGAGCUGCUCCUGCGGCGAUGUCUCCUCGGCCGAGCUUGGGAGAUGGCCACAGCAGGGCCGCAACAUGCUACGGCGCCAGGAGGAGCUGGAGAACGGCACAGCCUGGUCCAUCUCCUCCGAGUCCUCGGACGACUCCUCCAGCCCCCAGCUCUCCGGCAGCGCCCGCCAUGCUGCACACAAGCCCAUCGUGCAGCCCGAGGUGCAGGCCUCUGCCCCAGCCAUCGAGAUCUCCUUCUCCCAGCAGCCAGAGGAGGCUGAGGCCAGGCCCGGGGCCGGCGGCAGCGGGGUGCCCCCCACCAGGAGCCAGCCAGAGCAGCCCAGCAGCCGCAAGAAGGAGGCGGUGGCCAACGGGCAUGUGCCCUACUCCCGGACUCUGAGUCACAUCAGUGAGGCCAGCGUGGAUGCCACGAUGGAGGCCAAGGCUGCAGAGAGCCCCUGGGAGCCCGCACCCAGCCCGGAGGACACAGGGAUGGGCGAACGGGAUGUGGACCCCCUCCCGGUGCAGAGCCAGGCGCCGGCACAGGGUGGCUGCGUCACUGGGGUCCCCGCGGCAGUGGCACAAGCCUCCAUGGAGGAGAGGCCCAUCCCAGCCCUGCCGCUGCCUGCUGGCGUCCCCGAGGUGCCACGGGGGAAGGUGGUGGAUUCGGGUCUGGAGGAGGCCAUCAGUCUCCUGGGCUCAGCCCUGGACGACUAUCGGGGGCAGUUCCCAGAGCUGCAGCCCCUCGAACGGGAGCUCAAGCGCCUGGAGGAGAUUCUGCUGCAGAAGCAGGGCAUCUUCCUCAGCCGGGCCUCCAGCAUCAGCCUGACAGUGGAGCACGCGCUGGAGAGCUUCAGCUUCCUCAACACCUCCGACAUGGAGGACUCAGAGGGCUCCGAGGAGGAGCCUUUCCAAGAUGAGAGGAGGGCUGGCAGACCCCGGCGCGGCAGCAGGGCUCCCAGCGCUGGCGAGAUGGGGGCAGAUGACACCGGCAUGUGCAGCGGCUCCGAGGCCAGCACCGACCCCAUGAGCACAGGCAACGAGUUCCUGGAUAAGGCCCUGGUGCUUCACCUCAACAACUGCAACCACUUGCUGCUGAAGCUGGGCACCUUCGGUCCCCUGCGGUGCCAGGAGAUGUAUGCCCUGGACAGGCUGCUGCGGGAGGCGCAGGUGCUGGAGAUCGUGUGCCAGCUGACAGAGGAGCGAGCGGGAGCAGCCGGCUCUGCUGCUGACGUGGUGCAGUUCUCGACGCGGAAGGAGGGUGUCCUGCCCCUUUGGGACUGCUGUGUGGAGGUGCCCAACGUCUACACUUGCCCUGUGGAGCGGUUCCUGCAGGUGCUCAGCGCCCAGUACGCAGCACCCAUCAGCGAACGGCACCCUGGCCUGGCUGAUGCCGUGUGUGUGAAACUGGUGGAGGAUGUGCUGAAUCGACGGCUGCCCCGGCGGCCCGGCAGCGCCCAGGGCGAGCAGGUCACCAUCUUCCAGUUUUGGAGCCACUUUGAGUCACUCAGUGCCCUGGUACUAGACACCUACAUGAUGGAGCUGGCAGAGGAAGCGCUGCUGGCACAGAACCUCAACUCUGACGACCAGGACGUGGUGCUGCGUGCCCUGAAGCGCGUGCCUGAGAGCCGCCUGAAGAAGGAGGGACUGAAGGCACUCAGCCUGCUCCUGGUGGAGGGCAACAGCAAGGUGGCGAGCGCCGUGUCGGCCCAGCUCCGCAGUCUGGCGGAAAACCCUCGCUUCCGCCAACGGGCCCUCGUGUGCUACCUGGAGCAGCUGGAGGAUGAGGAGGUGCAGACACGGGUGGCAGGGUGCGCGGUGCUUGGCUGCCUGAAGGCCAAGGAGAGCAUCGAGCAGCUGGUUUACCUGUGCCAAACCGACAAGGAGCCCGUGCGGGAGGCAGCCAAGCAGAGCCUGAUGCUGUGCGGGGAAGAUGGUAAAUCCGCGCACCGGCCCCCCGCUCUUGGCCGCCCCCCCCAGUUUCCCCCCCGCCGGCAGCUCGCCGCGGCCGCACACUGCCUUACGGAGCACCGCUUCCCCAUGCCCCCAGCCCCGCGGGGGUGCCACAUACGCACCCCUGGGCAGGGCGGGGCUCGCUGCACAUCCCACCCUCCGAUUGCUAUUUAA
This is a messenger RNA of Egretta garzetta (little egret), 3333 nucleotides long. It is a transcript of the gene RIPOR1, whose product is annotated as RHO family interacting cell polarization regulator 1. Bases 31 to 3333 code for a protein of 1100 amino acids. The record is from RefSeq and is a predicted model, not a curated record. NCBI's taxonomy places the organism in Eukaryota, Metazoa, Chordata, Aves, Pelecaniformes, Ardeidae. The transcript has 24 exons.